AUGGCUACACUCAUACCUCCUCCUUCGAAGAGACAAAAGAAAGAUGCACAGCAAGCACGUGAAGUUGACCUCAUACCCACUGACCUUCCCAAUGUCUUGAUCAAGUUCCAAGCUUCGGAUACUGGAGAAUCGGUUGGUGGUUCUAUUAGAGUUCCUGGAGCAAUUACAGAAAAGCAACUUGAAGAACUACUUAAUGAACUUAGCGGAACAGCUGAUGAUCCUAUUCCUUACACCUUUUCUUUGGAAACGGACAAAGACUUGGUAGAUAUUAGAGACAACUUAUACACAUCAGUACUCAAACCGGGACUAAAAACAACUGAAGAUUUCAUGACUCUUGUCUAUACACCACGAGCAGUUUUCAAAGUCAAACCGGUGACAAGAGCAUCUGCUACUAUCACCGGCCACGGGGCAACAAUAUUGGCUGCACAGUUUGCACCUAAUACAAGCAAUAAGUUAGUUACCGGUGCUGGUGAUUCAACUGCGAGAAUAUGGGAUUGUAAUACACAAACUAUCCAAAAGACACUAAAUGGACACAGCAACUGGGUAUUAUGUGCUCAGUGGUCACCAAGAGGAGAUGUCAUUGCUACUGGGUCGAUGGAUUCAACUAUUCGAUUAUGGGACGCCAACAAUGGAAACUGCCUGGGUACAUUAAUAGGCCACACUAAAUGGAUCAGUUACUUGUCCUGGGAGCCUGUGCACAUGGUCGAACCUGGUAACAAACCCAGACUUGUCUCUGCAUCCAAAGAUGGAUCAAUUAAGAUUUGGGAUACCGGAACGAUGCACUGCAUAAUGACGAUGUCAGGACACUCUUCUUCUGUCUCUUGUGUGAAGUGGGGUGGAAUGGGAUUAAUAUACUCUGCAUCGCAUGAUAAGACUAUCAGAGUUUGGGACGCAAAAGAUGGUAAAUGCUUACAAGUUUUAAAGGCUCAUGCUCACUGGGUAAACCACCUCGCAUUAUCUACCGACUACUCGCUAAGAGUAGGUGCAUUCGACUACAAGUCAGAAGAACCAAAAAAUGAGAAAGAGGAACAAGAAAAAGCCAAAAAAAUUUUUGAAAAAGUUGCUAAAAUUGGUGGAAAACUAGUCGAGAGAUUGGUAACCGCCAGUGAUGAUUUUACAAUGUUUUUAUGGGAACCAUCCAAAUCAAACAAGCCAUUAUGCAGAAUGACGGGACACCAAAAGCUUGUGAAUCACGUCUCAUUUUCUCCUGAUGGAAGGUAUGUUGCUUCUGCAUCUUUUGAUAAUUCGAUUAAAUUAUGGGAUGGAAGAGAUGGUAAAUUUAUAGCCACAUUUCGUGGACACGUUGCUCCGGUGUACCAAACCUCUUGGUCUUCUGACUGUAGACUAUUAGUGAGUUGCUCCAAGGACACAACCUUGAAAGUGUGGGAUGUUAGGACUAGGAAAUUGAUGUCUGAUUUACCAGGUCAUCAAGACGAAAUUUACACUGUAGAUUGGAGUGUCGACGGUAAAAGAGUUGCUAGUGGAGGUAAAGACAAGUCUUUCAUUACGAGUCCAAAAGUCUCGUUUAUUGUUGCAGCCCUAUUGCCAGAACUUGGAAUUGGGUACAACGGCCAAUUACCAUGGAGUCUCAAGCAGGAAAUGAAGUAUUUCAGAAAGGUGACCACUGCAACAGUAGAUCCCAAGAAAAAGAAUGCGGUUGUAAUGGGCCGAAAAACGUACUACUCUAUACCUCAGAAGUUCAGACCUUUGAAAAACAGGCUUAACAUUGUCCUGACAAGAAACAUCACCAAACUCCAGGAGGAAAUGAAGGAGGAGCUAGCUGCCAACGGGGACAUUCUGCGACUAUCCAAUUCCUUGAAACAUACUUUAGAAAGUCUAACCGAAGCUGAUCAAAUCGAGGAGAUAUUCAUUAUUGGCGGUGCAGAAGUGUAUAAUCAGCUCAUGGCCCAAAAUCAUGACCUAAUUGACACGAUCUAUCUAACAGAAAUCACGCAUAAUAACAAGCUAGAUAUGGACGCAUUUUUCAAACUGGACACUGACCUCUGGAAGAAGUGUGAUCAGCAAGAAUUGACAAAUCGACUAAGACUCAAAGGACUACAUGAAGAGUUCCAACUCGCCGACAAUCAGCAAAACGAGUUCACUUUCCACUUCACGAUGUGGGAGAAAAAGUGA
Molecule: messenger RNA, 2133 nt
Organism: Pichia membranifaciens NRRL Y-2026
Lineage: Eukaryota; Fungi; Ascomycota; Pichiomycetes; Pichiales; Pichiaceae
Exons: 2
Coding region: 1-2133 (710 amino acids)
Biological process (GO): ribosomal large subunit assembly; tetrahydrofolate biosynthetic process
Cellular component (GO): nucleolus
Molecular function (GO): dihydrofolate reductase activity; protein binding
Source: RefSeq, a predicted model, not a curated record